AUGGAUAUCUCAGAGUUCUCAGUGGAUUGGCUACCAGAACACCCACUCAACUUCAUGAAGAUGAUGAGUGAGCCCUCUGAGAGGAAGUCGAAGAAGAAGACUUUGAAGUUGGGAGAACCUUUAGAAACCAUAUCGCAUAUGCCUCUGGAUUCCUCUGUUUCAAGUAAGUCAUAUCCCUCUGAAACUCCUUCAAAUUCUAAUUUAAAGCAAAUAUCUUCCUCUCUAACUCAACCAUCUUCUACCUAUACCCCCACUGAACCCAUCAUAUUUAUUCCAACUCCCUCUGAACCUCACAACUCUAACCCUUCCUCGCCCCUUCUACAAAAAUUCAACCUUACUACCACAACACUUCCUAUAUUUGAAGCCUUACUUCUGAAUGAAGCCAUUUCACCUCCCUCCUUAACUCCCUCAUCACCACCAUAUUAUGACCUUUCUUCUGACUCUGAACAACCAGAAACCACUGACCUUCCAUCUCAAACAUUGGCCCAACUCCAAUCCAUAACACUAUCUAACCAACCUCCAUUUGUCCCUGAAACCUCAGUGCCUUCACCUUCUGAACCUCAAACAAAACCUCCAUCUGAACCCCCCACUGAACCUCCAUCUGAACCCCCAACUGAACAACCUUCUGAACCUCCCACUGAAACCAUCCACACUUCAUCAGAAUCCAUUAAUCCAUCAUCUGAACCUGAACCAACCUUCCCCACCCUGGAAAAGUCGUUUGCUUUAUUUUCAGAAUCUUCAGCUGUGAAGCUCAGAACACUGUCUGAACAAUCCAGCCUAAGUGAUAAUCCCUCUGAAGUAAGGAAUCACUAG
Molecule: messenger RNA, 813 nt
Organism: Lathyrus oleraceus (garden pea)
Lineage: Eukaryota; Viridiplantae; Streptophyta; Magnoliopsida; Fabales; Fabaceae
Product: non-classical arabinogalactan protein 31-like
Exons: 1
Coding region: 1-813 (270 amino acids)
Source: RefSeq, a predicted model, not a curated record